This is a messenger RNA of Gorilla gorilla gorilla (western lowland gorilla), 1760 nucleotides long. RefSeq names its product dual specificity phosphatase 15 (gene DUSP15). The record is from RefSeq and is a predicted model, not a curated record. Bases 105 to 992 code for a protein of 295 amino acids. Gene Ontology annotation, biological process: protein dephosphorylation; signal transduction. Gene Ontology annotation, cellular component: cytosol; plasma membrane. Lineage: Eukaryota; Metazoa; Chordata; Mammalia; Primates; Hominidae. The transcript has 10 exons. Gene Ontology annotation, molecular function: protein tyrosine phosphatase activity; protein binding.
GGCCCCACGCGGCCCCAACAAACUGCCGUUGUCCCGCGGGCCGUGGGCCCGGCACACUGGGGCUUUGUCCGGCCCCCCGCCGCGACCCGAGGCGGGGGCCCCACAUGACCGAAGGGGUACUUCCUGGACUCUACCUCGGAAACUUCAUUGAUGCCAAAGACCUGGAUCAGCUGGGCCGAAAUAAGAUCACACACAUCAUCUCUAUCCAUGAGUCACCCCAGCCUCUGCUGCAGGAUAUCACCUACCUUCGCAUCCCGGUGGCUGAUACCCCUGAGGUACCCAUCAAAAAGCACUUCAAAGAAUGUAUCAACUUCAUCCACUGCUGCCGCCUUAAUGGGGGGAACUGCCUUGUGCACUGCUUUGCAGGCAUCUCUCGCAGCACCACGAUUGUGACAGCGUAUGUGAUGACUGUGACGGGGCUAGGCUGGCGGGACGUGCUUGAAGCCAUCAAGGCCACCAGGCCCAUCGCCAACCCCAACCCAGGCUUUAGGCAGCAGCUUGAAGAGUUUGGCUGGGCCAGUUCCCGGAAGGGUGCCAGGCAUAGGACCCCAAAAACCCCUGGUGCCCAAUGCCCUCCGAUGACUUCAGCAACCUGCCUGCUGGCUGCACGUGUGGCUCUUCUCUCCGCAGCGCUGGUGCGUGAAGCCACCGGGCGCACAGCCCAGCGCUGUCGUCUGAGUCCGCGGGCGGCCGCCGAGCGCCUGCUGGGGCCGCCACCUCACGUUGCAGCAGGAUGGUCACCGGACCCAAAGUACCAGAUCUGUCUGUGCUUUGGUGAGGAGGACCCGGGCCCCACAGAGCACCCCAAGGAGCAGCUCAUCAUGGCGGACGUGCAGGUGCAGCUUCGGCCUGGGAGCUCGUCCUGCACUCUAAGUGCCUCAACCGAGCGCCCAGAAGGGUCCUCAACCCCUGGCAACCCCGAUGGCAUCACUCACCUUCAACGCAGCUGCCUCCAUCCUAAGCGAGCCGCUUACUCCUCUUGUACCCGCUGAAGGCAGCCCCCAACAGGGGGGCUCCCUACUCCCACCCAACCCUGCCCACACUAAGCCCAUGGACUUGGGGCCUCCCCCAGCACAUCACCCAGGUCUGCUGGAUGGCAGAGGUGGAUCGCGGCCUUCCACUCCUCUGUCACGGGGCCCCGGAACUCAAGAGUAGGCCACACCGCCCCCCCCAGCUGGGCGUGGGGCUUCGGCAGGAAACUGAACUCGAUCUUGAGGCCCCAGAAAGGCAGCAACUGGAGCAGAAGCAAGACUUCAUCUCUUGCUGACAGCCCAAUUUGUCAAUAGCGCUUUCCUCAGAGCCAGCCUUAACCUGCUGUUGAGUCCAUUAAAACGUUUGCUUAAAGUUUUUACCAAUAAUUAGAUCAUCAGGGUUGUUUAGUAUGGGAUCAAGCCAUAACAAAACUGCCUAGCCUCUCAGGGGCCUUGAAUUUACAGACCCUUCCUCCUCCCUGCAGCUAGUCUCUCUUCUUUAUUCUGGGGGCUGGGAAGGAUCCCAAAACAGGGAACUUGGCCGAACCCUGGGCUUUGGAUGCUAACCACUGAAGUACCAGCAUUGUAGGAUGCUGUCUUUGAAGAAACUGAGGCAGACCUCCAAAUGCAGCCCUAAGGCAGAGGUCAACGUGGAAGAACAGCCCUUCUCCAAGCCCCACUGGUCUUUGCAAGCUGUACGUUGUAGGGAAUCUGAGAACUGGAAAGGGGGACUACAACCAGAAAGUUGGUUACCCUGCCAUGGGAAUAAAGUAGCUGUUUUCCACCCCA